Molecule: messenger RNA, 858 nt
Organism: Micromonas commoda
Lineage: Eukaryota; Viridiplantae; Chlorophyta; Mamiellophyceae; Mamiellales; Mamiellaceae
Exons: 1
Coding region: 1-858 (285 amino acids)
Source: RefSeq, a predicted model, not a curated record
AUGGGGAGGAGGCGCGAGGACUGGCGAUACGGUCCUCGGCCGCUCGAACUCCCCCGCGAUCAUCCCCUUCCCCCGCCCCUCCCUCCCCCGGACUUCAGCCGGCCCCCACCUCCCUGGCUCCUCCCGCGCCCGCCGCCCGGAUGCCCGCCCCCGCCCCCGCCCCGGGGAUGGCGCGGCCUCGAUGGGUCGUGGCGCGACCUCGUCCGAUGGCCCCCGCGCCGCGCCGGCCCCGGACGCGAGAAACCUCGAGACGGAGACCCCGCGCUCCGGGGAUAUCUGCCGUGGCGUCGCGACGGGGACGGGCGUCGCGACGGGGACGAAGGGUGCGACGACGGUUGGGACGAAGAAGAGCGUCCGGGGGGGGGCGCGGGCGCGUUCGCGCGGGACGAUGAUCUCGCGCACGCGGACGACGACGGCGACGUCUGGCUCCCCGGAGAGGAUGAGAUCAUCGUCCCGGAGGAGCACGAGGGCUUCCAGAUGAGCGAGGAGUGGCUCGCGCUGUUCGCCGCGACCGAGAGGCGAAGGGAGGCGAAGGUGCGCGAAAGGCGAAGGGAGGCGAGGCGGCGGGAACGGCCCAAGGUGCCCGCCGCGGAGGUCGCCGAGGCUAAGGUGGCCGCCAUCAUCGCCGCGCGGCGCGCGGCGGAGGCGAACGAUGACGGCGGCGGCGGCGCGUCGGUCGACGAACGGGGGGGAGCGCACAGCUGUGAGCAGGGAGGGGUAGACGGGACUGAAACGUACGGAACGGAAGGCGCGGCGCGAGUGGCGGCGCUGGAGGCUGAGCUCAACGCCGCGUUCGACGCCAUCGUGGACGCUCGCAAGCCCCGGCACUGGCCAGCCAUAGCGCUCAACCAGCCAUAG